UUUCCUUCUCUUGCUCUCCUGCUUGUUGCUGAAUCUCGUGCUCCUGAUCUAAGGACACCUAGAAACGUUUUCGGUCCGGCGGAGGUGCGAGUGCGUGCGUGCGUGAUCUCCAUGUCUUGGGCGUGAUUCUCCCGGACUCGUCAAAACGGCUACCAGCGACAGCACAUCGAGUGGCAGCUGUAGCUCUGCCGAAAUUCCGUGUUCGGGGACCACGAACAUGUUGGACAGUCCCUAUCAGACUUCUCCGAACUCUUCUCCCAUGUUGUCCAUACUCGACAGGCAAAACUUAAUGCUGGGGAACCCCCAGCUAGCAGCUCUGCACUCCAUGGCAGACGUGAAAGCUGCUUAUGCCCAAGCUCAGCAGGCGUUCAAAUGCCCGACGACGACUUCGGCAGCGACCACACCCCACAGUAUAGACCAGAUCUUGGGCAGAGGCUCGAUGGGUGCGAGCUUGCCCCUCAUGGCAGUUCCACCCCGACUAUCAGUGGGCUCCACGGCGGCAUCCAUGUAUUUGAACCCGGCUGCUGCUGCCGCUGCGGCCGCUGCUUCUCUUGCUGGGAAAGGCGGGACUUUAGCAGAAUUAGCCACAAGACAUGGUGUUUACUGGCCCGGAUUGCAAGGCAUGCUUCAAAACCCCUCAGUGUGGAGAGAACGCCUCGGCCUCUCAGCAUUCUCGCCUGGUGGUCACGGUCUCACCGAUAAAGACGGGAAGAAGAAGCACACUCGACCCACUUUCUCGGGGCAGCAAAUUUUUGCCCUGGAGAAGACAUUCGAGCAGACCAAAUACCUAGCUGGACCCGAAAGGGCCAAGCUCGCCUACGCCCUCGGCAUGACCGAGAGCCAGGUCAAGGUGUGGUUCCAGAACCGGCGAACGAAAUGGCGAAAGAAGCACGCAGCGGAGAUGGCAUCCGCGAAAAGGAAGCAGGAGGAAGCCGCAGACAAAUUCCUCUCUUCCCCUUCUGCGGAAGGGAGGGGAGGGGGUGGAAGCAGCGUGGAGGACGAAGACGAGUUCUCCGAUUCGGCCUCCAAGCGCCGCAAAAUCCAUGGUGGUGAUCCCGACGGCUCAGGCGGGAAUCCCCGGAGCAAAGAGUGCGAGGCUCUUCAUCUCCAUCCCCGCAUUAUAAGCCCCCGUCUUCUUCAAUAUAGCGUCAUGGAGGCUGCUGUGGCUGCAGAGCUCCUCCCCACAGAUGAACUACUCAAAGCAAGUGAGACAUUCCCACUGAAGCACACCGUGAGCCUCAAGCAAGAGACGUCUGUUCACGUGGUGCAAGUGAACAUGGCUAUACGAUGCAAGCAUCAUAUGGCCAUGCCCGACCACAAGACGCAGGCGAGCAUGGCCAUAUGA
Molecule: messenger RNA, 1345 nt
Organism: Darwinula stevensoni
Lineage: Eukaryota; Metazoa; Arthropoda; Ostracoda; Podocopida; Darwinulidae
Source: the annotation of a GenBank genome assembly